AUGGCUUCUCCAACACCAAACCGGGUCGUUGCCCCCUUGCCUACGAAAGGAGGCUCGUUCCCCUUCCCGCCAGCUCUCCGGACGACGCCACCGAUUGCGGAUGGCAGCGAUGAUGACCACCCAACGGAUGAGGAGGAAACUUGCUCCGAGGACGAGUCGUCUGGCGGCUCAGAUGCGGAGAUUGAGGUUGAGCAAGCGGAGAAGACCACGCCGAACGUCGGGAAACCAAGAGAGCCCGGAAUAAUGCGGCAGGCGAAUGGGCAGGUGCAGGGGAAGCAGGGUGUUGUGGAGGUCUCUAAGCCUCCAGGCCAGGUCGCGACAGCAGCCCCGACUCAGCAAACUCCCAGGUUGACGGUGCCAGACAUGUCCACCGCCAAACCACAGCCGUCGCCGCCGCCGCCGCCGCCGUCUCCCUGUUCCCCUCAGCUCCCACGCUCCCCUGGGCUGUCGCCCCGGACACUGCAGCCGAGCGUCUCACGAAGCAGCACAGUAUCGCCGCCGUCUGAUCCGACGCAAAGCUUGCAGAACGACAUCAGUGUCGUCGAUCUGAAAUGGGGCGUGCUCUUCGACCAGAACAGCCUUCCCACGAAGCGAUGGGAACAGGUGCUCAGGGGGAUCGGCAGUUUUCUUCUGGAUGAGUUCCUGCCACGGAAGACAUUAGUCGUCACGCCAGAGAAGAUGGCGGCGUUCUACUCGCUCCAUAGACUCGAGCCCGAGCCGUUUCCAUUCACAGACAUCUUCCGCAGCCGCCCGGGAGCACGACCCUUCAAGCUGACCGAGCUGUACGAGCAGCUGGCGUGCGAAUACUAUCUCGUGCCGGCCGAACCCAACGCCCGGCCCACGGUACCGGGGCUGACGCUCUCGGGAUGGUCGCGCUGGAUGACACUACUCACGAGGGCCUGCCCCGACGAGGAAGCACACCGGCUCGCCAAAGUCUUCGCAACCCUGCCCAUCAACGCUGACAGCCCGCUCGACGGCAAGCCGGAGCGCCUGCCCAAGCAGAUCUCCCGCCGUCUCCUGCCCGACAAGCCCGACCGCCAGACCCGCCAGCUCCUCGACGACGCGCUCAAGGCGCACAGCACAGCAACCGCCGCCGCCACCGCAUCAGCAGCACCCCAUCCGUCCCCUCUCUUCCCCGGCGCCGGUGCCGGCAGCGGCAGCCUCAGCGCCCCAUGCGCCCCUCCAUCCCCCUCCCGCCCCCAGAGCCCCCGUUCCCGCUACCGCCCAACCAGCAUCCCCUCCCCGCCGCUCUCCCUAGCCGACUACGAUGACUCCGAUUCCGCCGCCUCCUCCCGGUCCUUCUCCUCCCGCCGUUCCUCGCCAUACCGCCGCCGCCGCCGAACCUCCGACCGCGAGGAGCGCAGCUCCUCCCGCUACCACCACCACAGCCAGCGCACAUACUACCUCGCCGGCAGCACCCUCUCCUCCGCUCGGCCUCCUGCGCCAGCUCUGCAUCAGCCGCCGCCGCAGCCGCAGCCGCAGCCGCAGCUGCUGCCGGCGACCUCGCACCGGCACUCGGUCGUCGGCGUCGUGCCUGCUGCCACUAGCAGCACUGCUGGCGGUGGCGGCGGCGGUGGGAGGCCGGAAAGGGGGGAGCGGGAACGGCUGAGGGACCGGGACCGGGAAAGGGAGCGGGAACGGCUGAGGGACCGGGACCGGGAGAGGAACAGAGACCGAGACCGAGACCGAGAUAGAGACCGGGACCGGGGCCGGGACAGGGAGCGCGAACGCGAGCGCGACAGAGACCGGGACGCCAAGGGCCGAGGCCGCGAGCGGGAGCCGGACGCUCGCCGGGACCGGGACAGGACCAGGGAGAAGCGGGCGGCGUCGGUUGCCAGCUUUGUCGAUCGAAGGGGAAGCGGCGGCGGCGGCGGCGGGGCGGUGCGGAGGAUGCCGGUGGUCGUGCAGGACGAGCGGGACAGGGAGGCGGCGCGCAAGCAGACCUGGGGCGAGUACCUCGCGACGAAGUGA
Messenger RNA from Thermothielavioides terrestris NRRL 8126, 1971 nucleotides. RefSeq lists its product as uncharacterized. Lineage: Eukaryota; Fungi; Ascomycota; Sordariomycetes; Sordariales; Chaetomiaceae. The transcript has 5 exons. The record is from RefSeq and is a predicted model, not a curated record. Bases 1 to 1971 code for a protein of 656 amino acids.